Gadus macrocephalus (Pacific cod) is the source of this 7055-nucleotide messenger RNA. Its product is annotated as ephrin type-B receptor 2-like. The coding region runs from base 255 to 3233 and encodes 992 amino acids. Gene Ontology annotation, biological process: protein phosphorylation; axon guidance; cell surface receptor protein tyrosine kinase signaling pathway. Gene Ontology annotation, cellular component: plasma membrane; neuron projection. The record is from RefSeq and is a predicted model, not a curated record. The transcript has 18 exons. Lineage: Eukaryota; Metazoa; Chordata; Actinopteri; Gadiformes; Gadidae. Gene Ontology annotation, molecular function: transmembrane-ephrin receptor activity; ATP binding; protein binding.
CAGGAACAAAGGCACUCAGUCGCCUCAACGUGCAGUCGGAGGUAGCGCGCGUGUUGAGCCGCUCUGCCCCCCUACAAGGACAGCCUUUUGGUUUCGUCCAAACUUAUCGCACAUUCGCUGUCGCUUUUCAAUUGCAAUUCAUUUUACUCGCCGGGUAUCUUUUUUUUUUGGUACUUUUACAGGUGUAUCUUGUGUUAAUGGCCCACCCGGGGAAGCCGUCGUAGUGAAUACGUUGGCUUUUUGUAAACGGUCUAAUGCUCGGAAUUACUAUGAUCAUGGAUGUUCUGGGUUUUUUAUGGAUAAUUCCAGCGGUACUGGCUGUGGAAGAAGUACUGAUGGACUCAACCACCGCCACUGCAGAGCUGGGCUGGACCAUCCACCCGGCGGCAGGGUGGGAGGAGGUGAGCGGCUACGACGAGCACAUGACCACCAUCCGCACCUACCAGGUGUGCAACGUGUUCGACGGCAGCCAGAACAACUGGGUGCGCACCCGGCACAUCCGGCGGCGCGGCGCCCAGCGCGUCCACGUCCAGAUGAAGUUCUCGGUGCGCGACUGCGGCUCCAUCCCCGACGUGCCGGGCUCCUGCAAGGAGACCUUCAACCUGUACUUCUACGAGUCGGACGCCGACGCCGCCACACGCACCUCCCCGCCCUGGAUGGAGAACCCCUGGACCAAGGUGGACACCAUCGCGGCCGACGAGAGCUUCUCCCAGGUGGACCUGGGCGGGCGCGUCAUGAAGAUCAACAGCGAGGUGCGCAGCUUCGGGCCCGUGUCGCGCCGGGGCUUCUACCUGGCCUUCCAGGACUACGGCGCCUGCAUGUCGCUCGUCGCCGUGCGCGUCUUCUACAGGAAGUGCCCCGCCGUGGUGCUGAACGGCGCCGCCUUCCCCGAGACGCUGUCGGGCGCGGAGAGCACGUCGCUGGUGGUGGCGCGGGGCGUGUGCGUGCCCAACGGGGAGGAGGUGGACGUGCCCAUCCGGCUGUACUGCAACGGGGACGGGGAGUGGAUGGUGCCCAUCGGAGGGUGCACCUGCAAGGCCGGCUUCGAGGGCGUGGAGAACGGCACGGCGUGCAGAGCAUGCAUUUCGGGCUUCUUCAAGGCCACCCAGGGGGACCACGAGUGCCUGCCGUGUCCGAUCAACAGCCGGACCACCAACGAGGGCGCCACCAACUGCGUGUGCCGCAACGGGUUCUACCGCACCGACUCGGACCCCGCGCAGAUGCCCUGCACCACGAUCCCCUCGGCCCCCCGCGGAGUCAUCUCCAUCGUGAACGAGACGUCCCUGCGUCUGCGCUGGACGGCCCCCCAGGAGGGCGGGGGCCGCGACGACGUGGUCUACAACGUCAUCUGCAAGAGCUGCGGGGGCGGCGGGCGGGGGGGCUGCACGCGCUGCGGGGACAACGUGCGCUUCGAGCCGCGGCAGCUGGGCCUGACGGAGGCCGGCGUGCGCAUCAGCGACCUGCUGGCCCACACGCGCUACACCUUCGAGGUGCAGGCGGUGAACGGCGUGUCGGACCUCAGCCCCUACUCGCCGCAGUACGCCGCCGUCAACAUCACCACCAACCAGGCCGUCCCCUCGGCCGUCUCCAUCAUGCACCAGGUGAGCCGGGCCCCCGAGAGCAUCACCCUGUCCUGGUCCCAGCCCGACCAGCCCAACGGACUCAUCCUGGACUACGAGCUGCAGUACUAUGAGAAGAGCCAGGCGGGGUUCAACUCCUCGCUGUUCCGCAGUCAGACCAACACGGCGGACAUCCGGGGCCUGAAGCCCGGGACCAUCUACGUGUUCCAGGUCCGAGCCCGCACGGUGGCCGGGUUCGGACGCUACAGCGGGAAGAUGUACUUCCAGACCAUGACCGAAGAGGAGUACAAUUCCAGCAUCCAAGAGAAGCUGCCUCUCAUCAUCGGCUCCGCCUCCGGGGGCGUGGUCUUCAUCAUCGCCAUCGCAGUCUUCAUCAUCAUCUGCCGCAGCAGGAGGACCACAGACAGACCAGAGAACACGGAGUACACCGAGAAGCUGCAGUACACCAGCGGACACUUGUCUCCCGGCGUGAAGAUCUACAUCGACCCCUUCACCUACGAGGACCCCAACGAGGCCAUCCGGGAGUUCGCCAAGGAGAUCGAGUUCCCCUGCGUGAAGAUCGAGCAGGUCAUCGGGGCAGGAGAGUUCGGGGAGGUGUGCAGUGGUAACCUUCGUCUUCCGGGUAAGAGGGAGAUCCUGGUCGCCAUCAAGACGCUGAAGGCGGGCUACACGGAGCGCCAGAGGCGGGACUUCCUGUCCGAGGCGUCCAUCAUGGGCCAGUUCGACCACCCCAACAUCAUCCGGCUGGAGGGCGUGGUCACCAAGAGCAACCCCGUCAUGAUCCUCACCGAGUUCAUGGAGAACGGAUCGCUGGACUCCUUCCUGAGGCAAAACGACGGGCAGUUCACGGUGAUCCAGCUGGUGGGCAUGCUGCGAGGCAUCGCGGCGGGGAUGAAGUACCUGUGUGACAUGAACUACGUCCACCGCGACCUGGCCGCCCGCAACAUCCUGGUCAACAGCAACCUGGUCAGCAAGGUGUCGGACUUCGGCCUGUCGCGCUUCCUGGAGGACGACGCGUCCGACCCCACCUACACCAGCGCCCUGGGGGGGAAGAUCCCGAUCCGAUGGACGGCCCCCGAGGCGAUCCAGUACCGGAAGUUCACGUCGUCCAGCGACGCGUGGAGCUACGGCAUCGUCAUGUGGGAGGUGAUGUCGUACGGCGAGAGGCCGUACUGGGACAUGAGCAACCAGGACGUGAUCAACGCCAUCGAGCAGGACUACCGCCUGCCCCCCCCUAUGGACUGCCCCAGCGCCCUGCACCAGCUGAUGCUGGACUGCUGGCAGAAGGACCGCAACAACCGGCCCAAGUUCAGCCAGACCGUCAGCACCCUGGACAAGAUGAUCCGCAACCCCGCCAGCCUCAAGGCCAUGACCCCCCUCUCGUCAAGUGUUCACCUGGCGCUGCUGGACCGCAGCCCUCCCGACUUCUCCUCCUUCACCACGGUGGACGAGUGGCUCGAUGCCAUCAAGAUGAGCCAGUACAAGGAGUACUUCACCAACGAGGGCUUCAACAGCUUCAGCGUGGUGUCCCAGAUGACCAUGGAUGACAUCCUCAGAGUGGGGGUGACGCUAGCCGGCCACCAGAAGAAGAUCUUCAACAGUGUCCAGUCCAUGAGGGCCCAGAUGAACCAGAUCACCUCUGUGGAGGUCUGACCUCCUCCUCCCUGGAGGUCUGACCCCCUCCCCUGGAGGUCUGACCGCCGCGGCCCCCCAAGCCCAGCCGGACCCCCUGUCCUCGGAGGAACCACGCCGGUCGCUCUGAUGCCAGACCUCCGAAAACACAUACAUAUAUAACACAAACACACAUUUACACACAUACACAUAUACACGCACACAUAAACACACAUACACGAAUAAGCAUGCACAUGCAUAAACACACAUACACAUAUACACAUGCAUAUGGGCAAGGCACGCACACACACACACACACACACACACACACACACACACACACACACACACACACACACACACACACACACACACACACACACACACACUCUCUUCCCAGAAAAACCUAGAAACCACCAAAGUUUGGAUUCUUCUUUAACUCUUUUCCCAACUCUUCCAACUCUUUGUUUUCAGCUUCCAACGACCUAUCUUCCAGUAUUUAGUUUUUAUACAUGACGGUCUGGGCCUCAACCAAAGCUCAUCGCUCACUACCCAUAGUUGUUUGUUUUUUAUUAAUUUAUUAACAAAAGUUACUUCACGUUUUCCUUGUUCUACACUAAAAGGGAAUAAAAGCCAAUCAUGGCGUUGGUGUUACGUGUGUUGGUGGUGGAAAACAGUUGGACGGUUAUCUGGAAUCAUUUAGUCUACUGAUCGGUGAAAUGUGGUAUUAUCUGCUCAGAGUUACAGCUCUACUGUACCGUUUGAGCCCCCGGAUCCUAUUUUGUAAUUAUGUUGAUAUGUAGAAGCGAUUCCCUCUUCUGAUAGACGGGGUCUUAGCAGAGUGUGUUCUAUCGCUUAGUUUUUACCUUGACAAAUGUGAAGAAUGAAAUCAUAACAGUGGGCAUUUUUUUCUGUAAAUGUCAGGGUGUAAAAUGUGUGCCAAAGUCAUAUUUGAGGGAAAAGCUGAAUGAUAUUUUUCCAAUCCACUGCCAAGUCUCUGUUUCACUCCACCUUAAGAGCCACCUUAAAUAUGCAGCAUCGUGUCCUCCUUUAUUGCCCAUUAUAGCUAUUCAUGGCUGAUUUGAGGGGUUCAAAGCGGCCCGUUCAUGCCCCUCACUGUCCUGCUUCCCCUUAACGUUGCUCCGAGACGUGAUUGCCUUUAUCGAGGAAGGACAGAGAGCCACUGAUGUCUUAGCUGGUGAAAGAAGGAACGGAAGGAUUUGGUGUAAAAUGCAUGAAAUCGUCGGGUGAGUAGGAACCCAACUGUGAACCCAUUCUGACGAGGUCUUUGUGUUCUCAAAUUCACACUUUCUAUAUUUUUAACUGACUGACCACACCGUCACUCGUAAGAGAAAACGUUUUCUACUUCUAGUUUACCUUUAGAUACACUCCCACCACCUUAUAAAGAAAAACUAACACUGUAAGGGUGGAUGUCAUUCGACAAAUAUUAUGUUGUUCUGGUCUGGUGUUCCCAAUGCACUGAAGUUAUAAAAAUGACACUGGGUUAUGCUUUCAACCACAGCAAUCAGACGUGUUGAUGAUAAAAUAAAAUAAACAUGUGAAAUUACUAAGAAGAUUUGACAAAAAAUAGGAUUGCACCACUCAACAUAUCCAACACCUUCAAUCGUUUGUUGUUCGUACCACCAACUAACCAAUAGUCUAACAAGGUAGGAGUCAGACACCUUUUUAUUCUGAUUUGUUGAAUCAGAAAUAAUUGGUUAUUUGUGACACUCUUCUGUAUAUUUUGUUAAAUAGGAUUAUACAAAGCCCUGGUUUUUACAGUGUGGCUUUUACUUUUGGAACACUUCUUCCAGUCCAUUUUUAUCGAGUCGUCUCUUUCUCAUGGAACAUGUCUUGUGUGUGAAGCCAGCGGACAUUUUUAAUUGCACAAAUGAACAAAACCCGUAAUGUCCCCAAAUUAGCCCCACAACCGAUUCAGAAGGUCCUUGCUGAAACACUGCACUUUAAUAAGAAAUCCAAUUUGUUUUUGAUUUGUUUUGUUUUCUGUGUGACUUUUAAUACUAUCUGUGGUUUGUUGUACUACUGUAUGUAUAUUUGACAAUACAAAGGGACUGUAGGAUGUGUGUGUAGUAUACACUGUACAUAGAUGAAGGGAUUAGCUGUACAAAAUGUCUGACUUUGGCAUGGGGCUUUCAUGUUGUACUAAUAGCACAAUUCAUGUGCGAGCCUAGCCAGAGUCAACCCCCAUCCAUGAUACUGUACGCCAAAUGGUGCGUUUUAAACCCUGAAAGGGUACUAACAUCUUCUUCCGUUUUUUAUUAUCAUUAAAUACGUUAUCAUAUCAUAAUGUCAAUGUAAUGCAAUUUUGCAAUUACAAUGUAUUCAUGAUUUAGCCAUUGAGGCCCACCUUUCAUGUCUAUAAGCCCUUAUUUGAAUAUGACCAAUGACGUCGAAAUGCCCCAAUCAAAACCUUAAAGAUAAUUUCAUAUCCAAUCUAUUUUUCCUCCCCCAAUUGGAUUGUACUGAAUGUAAAAGACACCGAGAGAUAAAAUAGUAGUCGCUGGUAACAGUGGAUAUCAUUUAUGAAUUCUUGAAUUGUAAGAGCCAUGAUCAGGGGUCCAGAUGUGUAGUAAUAUGUGAAAGUGCAAGAAACUUCCCCAGUUUCAGAAAUUGUAUUUUAUCCCUCUAUACUUUCUUAAAAUUAACUGCUACAUCAUCAUUAUGAUCACCCACUAAUGUAUUCCGACCAGAAAAGUGGGGCUACUCGAAUACUAUUUUUAAUCCCAUUCUCCCAACAUCAAAUAAGAUUAUGUCAAUUUGUCCCUAAAUAAAAUGUCAUACGUAGAAGUAAACAUGCCAGUCAUAUUUACGUACGCGUCAGUCUCCCCUAACGCCUCUAUUCUCUUGGGGUGAAAUGUCCUUAUGGCUGGAUGACACAUGGAAUAUUUACACCCAGAUCACUCUCUCACGCUACGUGACGCUAUAACGUAGCGCCCCUCCGGCCCCCACUCCCAGGAGCAGUACACUGUGUUCGUUCCAUUGUACAUACAGAACCCCACAGUAUGGUCUUUUAUAACUUAUUGAUGUGUAAACAAAGGUCAAUCGAUGUAUGCUAUCACUCUCGUACACACACAGACGCACACACACACACACACACACACACACACAUUCACACACAGACACACGCAGACACAUACGCACAUACUCAUAUACACACGCACACACACACACAGAUACACAUUCAUACAGAUACGCAUACGCACAAACAGACACACACACACACACAGACACACACACACACACACACACACACACACACACACACACACACACACACACACACACACACACACACACACACACACACACACACACACACACACACACACACACACAAAUUCAUACCCACUCUCACACACACAGACACACACCCCUGUCUGAUGUCAGUCUAUCUGCACUCCUUUCCCAACACCCUUAGUCUUGUACCCUGGUGGGGCUAUGGUGGAUUACGUCCUGUAUGCUAUAUCUCCCCCUCGAUAAUACAGACAUUUGGACCAUUCCAAUCCUAGAACACGUGGAUUAUAAACGGGACGGGUCGAUUUGGUAGGCGCUAAAGUGUCACGCACACAUCAAAAACUAAAAAUAAGUAAAAAAUGAAAACACUCAUCUUCUUUUUUCUCAAUCCUUACCACUGUGAUCUUAUACGAUAUUGUAUGUUUGAGGAUUUUUUUUAAUGUGUAUAGAACGCCAUGUAUAUUUGACUGUAUCCCUUUGAAUUAUAAUUAUUUGUAAUACUUGUAUUUGUCUAUUUUUAAAAAGAAAACAAGAAAUGACAAGAGAAAACACACAAAAAAAACAUUUUGUAGCAAUUGUCUUCAAUAAAAAAGUAAUGAUGGCAUUUAA